CACUAAGGUGAGGAAGUAGUGAAGUGAGUUUAAAGUGAAGUGAAGCUUUUGGAGUUUAUUUAAAAAAAAAUGGUGUGCAAUUGUACCCUAAUAUUCUACGGUGUGGUCACUUUGGUGAUCCUCGCUUAUUUAUGGAUUAAAAAGAAAUACAGAUUUUUUGAGGAAAGAGGAAUCCCAUUUGUUACACCGAAAUUUCCUUUGGGAAAUCUAUGGGGAGUUGGAUCAAAGAGGCAUACUGGAAUGUUUGUUCGUGAAAUGUACUCGAAGUUAAAAGGAAGAGAUGUACUUGGCGGAGUCUUCUUUUUUAUUCGGCCAGUAGUGAUGCCAUUGGAUUUGGACUUAAUAAAGCAUAUAUUGGUAAAAGACUUCCAAUAUUUCCAUGAUCGAGGAAUCUAUGUCAAUGAACGAGAUGAUCCACUCUCUGGACACUUGUUUGCCCUCUCUGGACAAAGAUGGAAGCAUUUGCGGACAAAAUUGAGCCCAACUUUUACAUCUGGCAAAAUGAAAAUGAUGCACAGCACGAUUAUUGCUGUUGCUCAAGAAUUUCAACAAUUUUUGGGAGAAUGUGCAAAUAAGAAGGAAGAAGUUGAAAUUAAAGAUAUUUUGGGUCGUUUCACAACAGAUGUUAUUGGAAGUUGUGCCUUUGGCGUUGAGUGCAAUAGUUUGAAUGAUCCGGAUACCGAAUUUCGCAGGAUGGGAAAGAAAGUGUUCGAUUUUAAAGGCUUUGAGUUCUUGAAAUUAUUCUUCUUGUCAAUGUUUCCAGAUAUUGGCAGAGCUCUUCACAUCAGAGCAACAAAAGUUGAUGUUUCAGAAUUCUUUAUGAGACUUCUGAGAGAAACUAUUGACUACCGUGAGAAGAACAAUGUGAAAAGAAAUGAUUUUCUUUCCUUACUAAUACAAAUUAAGAAUACCGGAAAACUGGAGGGUGAUGAUGUUGAUCUCGGUACAAUGAGUUUUGAGGAGCUGGCAGCUCAAACGUUCCUUUUCUUCAUUGCUGGUUUUGAAACAUCAUCGUCUACGAUGACUUUUGCACUCUAUGAAUUGGCCCAAGACCAAAAGGUUCAGAAUCAAGCGAGGGAAGAAGUUAACAGAAUUCUUGAAAAGUACAAUGGCCAGUAUACUUACGAAGCUUGUAUGGAAAUGAAAUAUAUCGAUCAGAUCAUUAAAGAAACAUUAAGGAUGCACCCAAUUGUACCAAACUUGAUAAGAAGCCUGACCAAGGAUUACACAAUUCCUGAUCGUAACCUCGCUUUCAAAAAGGGAACCUUCUUCAGUAUCCCCGUAUUUGGUAUCCACCGCGAUGCAGAUAUCUAUCCUGAGCCAAAUAAAUUUGAUCCUGAUCGAUUCACCGAAGAGAAUAUCAAGAAUCGACAUCAAUAUUCAUGGCUCCCGUUCGGAGAUGGUCCACGGAAUUGCGUUGGCAUGAGAUUCGGAAUGAUGCAGACUAGGGUUGGUUUGGCUACUCUACUAAGCAAAUACAGGAUUACUCCGACAUCUAGAACACCAAUUCCAAUGGAAUAUGAACCAACCAGUGCAGUUCUUUCCCCGAAAGGUGGAAUGUGGCUGAAGAUUGAAAAAAUCUAAAGUAUGCCUAACAUAUUGCAUUUCUUCUUUUAUCAUUACAUAGUGACGAAGCAUUUUGAUAAUGUCUAAUGACUGUACUAUGACUUGUAAAUUUUUCAAGUUGCUUUUAGGUGUUUUAAUAAAUAGUAUGUGACACAAACUUACAAACGAAAGAUAGAGAUUUGAAAACUAAUCUAAUAGAAAUAGAAAUAGAAAUCUAAUUGCUGCAACCUGUUGUAUAAUUAAAAGUAUUAUCUACCUCAUGUACUAGACACCUGUACUUACUAUGUAAAUUAUACAAUUCAAUGUUACUUACUUUACCUAUAUAUAUAACGAAAAAUAUAAGGAAAAUUUUAAUCUAAUCUGUUGUCCAUGUUUCCUUCAUGUGAGUUUUCAACGAUUUUUUGCGUCGCGUCUUUCACGAUAGAUUGAAAGCUUAAGUCAUCCAUUAUACAAUUUUUAUGUAGAAGCUAAUCUUUUUGUGACCUCCAGAUGUUCUAUAAGACUUCCUCCAUUUGGGGGAAAAUCAUUCAAUUUGGCUUAAUUUACCAUUCACAUAUACACAUUAAAAGCCAAGCUAACGCGAAAACAAUGCGUUAUGUGUAUGAGAUCUUUUUGUUAUGGUAUAGGAAUGGUAAAUUUGCUUUACAAAAUAUUUACACAUUAAAAUUUUAUUUGCAAAAAGGUUUAAACUAUGUUUUACUAUUUAAAAAAUAAAUUUAUCAAAUGUCUGAAAAUAAAAUUCACAACUUUGAAGCAUAAUUAAAUUAAAUUAAAUUUUUAUCACUGUAAAAUUUUAAUGGAAGUGCAAUAUAAUUGUUUUUUGGGAGCUUAUAAUUUUGCUAUUAACUUAUAUUUUUGAGAGAACAAAAAGCACUAUACAUAUAAAUGUUUAAUCUCUCUGUACAACAAUAUAGUGUGUAAAAUAUAUAAGCACUUUAAUUAUAAUAUAAUUUUUGCCCUGGUACACUUUUUAUAACAUAAGGGGGUCACAUAAAAAAACAAGUACUCUGCGUUGAUACCACUGCUU
Lutzomyia longipalpis is the source of this 2593-nucleotide messenger RNA. RefSeq names its product cytochrome P450 6A1-like. The transcript is spliced from 3 exons. Lineage: Eukaryota; Metazoa; Arthropoda; Insecta; Diptera; Psychodidae. Bases 70 to 1584 code for a protein of 504 amino acids. Gene Ontology annotation, molecular function: iron ion binding; monooxygenase activity; heme binding. The record is from RefSeq and is a predicted model, not a curated record.